Messenger RNA from Striga hermonthica, 1236 nucleotides. Lineage: Eukaryota; Viridiplantae; Streptophyta; Magnoliopsida; Lamiales; Orobanchaceae. The record is from the annotation of a GenBank genome assembly.
AUGGAUGAGAACCAGGAUUACGACAAUGUCGAACAUGUGGACGAUGAACAAUUGAACGACAACGUGGUCGAAGAUGUUAACGAUGUUGCUGAGCCGUCUCAUUUAUCCCGUUUACAACAAUUUACUAAUAUGCUUGAGUUUCAACGACAACAAAUUAUGCAUGCGUACACAGUGUUACAAUCUAAUACGCCUAUGAGAAGGGUCCCGUAUCGCCAAACGACGUACACCAGAGCGGACUGGAUUAACGAACUCCUAUCGGGGCACGAUCGAAGAUUCUACGAUGCAAUGGGUAUGAACAAGAAAGUAUUCAAAUUUCUUUGCCAAGAAAUAAAACAGACGGGUUGCCAUGGCGAUGAAAGACAACAAAAGGUCCGCAUUCAAGAAAGUGUUGCGGUGUUCUUGCAUACGAUAAAAGGUCACCAAAGGCAUCGACGUGCUGCCGAGUCAUUUAAUCGAUCCACCAAGACGAUUAGUAACUAUGUACAUAUCAUGGUCACUGCCCUAUGCAAAUUGGCUCCCAAGUACAUACGUCCACCAGAUUUUAAUCGUGUUCCUGAUUGGAUACGAAAGAAUAGAUAUUUAUAUCCAUACUUUAAGGAUUGCAUCGGCGCCAUCGACGGAACCAUCAUACCAGCUUGGAUACCUGAACAAGAUCAUGGAAAAUACAGAUGUCGCAAAGGCAGCGCGAAUGAUGCCCGUAUUUUUGCUGAAACGUUGACUGACCCUACAAAUACUUUCCCCUGGCCACCAGAGGGAAAAUAUUAUGUGGUGGACUCCGGCUAUGCCAAUAUCCCGGGAUUCUUGUCACCUUAUCGUGGCGAUAGGUAUCAUCUCCCGGAGUGGAUUCGGUCAAACCAAACCCCUCAAAAUGCGAGAGAGCUAUUUAACCGACGCCAUGCAACGGUCCGGAAUGUGGUCGAGCGUAGCUUUGGUAUACUAAAAGGUAAGUUCCCUAUUAUAAAAGGCCUAAUGCCCAACUACCCGCCUGAGUUCCAGACAGACAUAGUAAUUGCCUGUUGUGUUGCACAUAAUUUCAUCCUUGAACACCAAAAGUUUGCUAACGUACCGCUUGCCAUGCAAGACCCGGACUACAUACCAGAACCAGAUGAAUACGACUUUACAAGGACUUUGAGGACAACGUUAGAUACCUCUAAUGUUGGUUUACGUGAACAGACUGGUUUGCGCGAUACGAUUGCCGAUGCGUUGUGGCGUGAUCACGCAGGCAGACAUCAUUAG